This is a messenger RNA of Portunus trituberculatus (swimming crab), 3209 nucleotides long. Its product is annotated as endoplasmic reticulum lectin 1-like. Gene Ontology annotation, biological process: retrograde protein transport, ER to cytosol; endoplasmic reticulum unfolded protein response. Gene Ontology annotation, cellular component: endoplasmic reticulum lumen. The record is from RefSeq and is a predicted model, not a curated record. NCBI's taxonomy places the organism in Eukaryota, Metazoa, Arthropoda, Malacostraca, Decapoda, Portunidae.
AACGAUAGUACAGUUUGGAAGUAUAGACGGUCCUUGGAUGGUGAGCGAGUGAUGGCGAGGUAAACAAUGGAGGGGCCCAAGGGAGGCUCCUGUCGUGCCUGGCUUGCCAUGGCCCGUGGACCCUUCAGACUGCUGUUGUGUGUAGCUGCCCUUGCCCCGACAAUCCUGGCCGCCAACCAGAUCAAGGGCCUGGACGAUGCCAUCCUGUUUAGACUCAACUGGGGUGGCGGCGAUGCGGGCCUGCUGGAUUCACCAGAUUAUGAGAAGCUGGUGAUGACAAGCUCCAUGAAUGAGAGAUAUGAGUGUCUGGUGCCCAUCAAGUAUGGAGACAACAGUGACAAACAGAAAAUCUACAAAGGUCCCAGCCCUAUAGCACUACUGAUGCCACUCUUCAAGAAACAAUCCUGCAACUUGCGGCUUGAGCCUUACUGGACCUAUGAGUUGUGUCAUGGCCGCCACAUCAAGCAGUACCGGGAGGAGCGGGAAGGCAAGAACAUACAGUUGCUGGAGUUCACUCUCGGAAUCUUCACGGAGGAAAGUCUCGCUUCUCUCAGUGAGCAGGCAGAAACCAUAACUCAAGAGAUUCCUGUCAGUGCCAACAUUCCUACCACCAAGAUUGAGGGGGUGGACACUCCUUACUUUAUGGUGAACUAUACACACGGCUCCAUCUGUGACGUGACUGGCCGGCCACGAACUAGUCAUGUGCUCUUUGUGUGCUACGAGGAAGGCAGGCAUGACAUUUACAGCAUCAAGGAGACAUACAGUUGCGAGUAUGAGAUUGUCGUCCUCCCUAACCUCUGCCAGCAUCCUCUGUACAGGCCCCGGGAACUUCUCCUGACAAAUCUGCACUGCAUUCCCAUGGAGGGCAGCCCAAAGAGACCACGCAACAUGCUGCAAAUUGAAGCCGAGAGUCUGAAGCUGCGGUCCAGUGACGCAAUACUGGCUGGUGACACUUCCAGUGGUUCUGUAAAGUUAAAGGUUCAGGACGAGGAGGAGGAAGAUACCACUACUACUACCUUUUCCUCUUCGACUUCUGAACCACAGCCUCGAGUGCCCCUCUUUUCACCUCAGCCAGCUAUUGAUCAGAAGCUAGUAGAGGACUUCCUGAAUGGAGAUUAUUGCCUUCAUGGGGGUAGUGGGUGGUGGAAGUACGAGUACUGCCAUGGACGCAAAGUGGAGCAGUACCAUGAGGAACAGGACGGCACCAGGACUUCAAUCCUCCUAGGUACCUUCAAAAUGGAGGACCACAAGAAGUGGAUUACACAGAAUCCAGAGAAAUCCUACAAGCCAAGUAAGAGGCAUGUGUCCCACUUCUACUCAGGUGGCACAACUUGUGAUGUCACCGGUGCACCAAGGCAGGUGGAGGUGAAGUUGAAGUGUAAGGAGUCCAACAGCCCAAGUUCCAUGGCUGUUUACCUGCAGGAGCCCCGCACCUGUGAGUAUGUGCUGGUUGUGGAGACAUCCAUUGUGUGUCCGUUGUUGCAGCAUGCUGACCAUCUGGGCUGGUUCAGUGCAGCACUCCCACCAGAUGUUGCUCAGAUAACAAACGAAUUGUCUUCCUCAAUCAGUGGAUCAGUAAAGCAAGAUACACACAAGGGAACUGUUGAGUUGACUCCCCUAGAUGAAGAUGAAGAUGAAGAGGAGGAUGAAGAUUAUGAUGAUGGUGGUGAAUAAGUGUUACUGUACAUUAAAAGUGCCUUCUAUUGACCAAGUGGAAGAACAUCUUUUCUCAAAUUUUAGAUAUAUUAAAAAGAUAAAUGGUUUAGUGGAGGGUUUGUCUUGAAAGGAAAUUACUCUGUAACUUAAAUGGCAAAACAGCAGUUGGGACUUAGGGACCAUGACUGAUUUAUAACUUAUUUGUCCCAUUUGAUUCUUGUGAUGUACUACAGUUGAUAAAAUUUAUGAUUACAGACAAAAAAAAAAGUACCAGCUAUAAAAACCUAUAUAUUGUGCUGAUAAUGCUCAAAUAUUUUCUGUGAAUUUAAUUUAAGUAUGAUAAUAUUAGAUGAAUAAAUACACUUGUUCACUAGAAAGUAAAACCAGAAAGUCUUCUUUUUUAGUAUUCAAAAUGACUGAAUAGCUUCUUUACAUUGCAUUCCAUUUUAUAAAGUGAUGAUCAAGGCAUGGCAUGUAGUUUAAUGUUUUUUUUUUUUUUUUUUUUUUUUCUCUCCAAGCAUACAAAUGUCAAGAAAAUAGAAACUGAAACAGAAUACAGAGAGAUUUGUAUGAAUUGUCAACAAUUGUUAUGCAGCCUCACAUCUAAUCUGAAUUUUUACAAAUACUGCUGCAGCACUUAACUACUAGAUAUGUUUGUUGGAUGGUUCUCAAGCCCUUUUUUUGUAUACAAUUACCAAUAUAUUUUGCCAACUAAAGUUUUGAAAUGAUUUUUGGAAAUUGUUAUCAAACAAAUCAAGUUACUUAGUCGUAAUAGAUUUGCAUACUAUUUCAUUCAUUACUGUUUAGUAGUUUGUAUUACUCAGGAUUCAACCACUACUACUACUGCUGGUAGCCAAAUGCUAAUACAACAUGCAACUAAAUACCUUACAGUGCCACUGAAUAAUACUGAUUAAUACAACCAACAGUGUUGCUACUACUAUUGCCAAUGAUAAUGUGCAUCAAAGUUAGCUGAAAGUACUUCCCUGUUCAGCAGCUUACUGUUAUACAUUUGGCUGAGCUGUGGCAACUUGAGGUACAUCAGAUAUCACAAAGGGAGUGGCUUGGAGGGACUUGACUGGGUGGUUUAAAUGAUAUGUUUUAGUGAUAUUCACUUUUGAUAUAGUGAUGUAAUGUCUUCUGCACUGGUGAGAUAAAGAAGUACAGGUGUGCAGUGUGGGGUUUGAUAUGUUGUAGAUUACUCCUUAAGUGUUGCUGAGAACUAGUAGCUUUCUUCAUGAUUCAUAAUGAUGUCAGUGAAAUAUUAAUACUGUUCUUAUUCUCCUGUGAUCUGUGAUGACGGAAAUAAGAUUAAAAAACAAAUAUAAUGAUGCUGUAGAUAUAAACCAACACAUAUUAUAUAUAGCACAUUUGUUGUUGAAGGGUUAGUGUGAUGUUAUUUAUAAAGUGAAUGGUAAAAUUUGUAUGGUAGGGACUAUACUGAUGCUGUGUGACAACUACCUUGAAGCCUAUCUCCUAUCACUGUGUAGAGAGUUUUGUAUUCCUGUACACAUUUGGAAGUAAAAUGUAUAUUUAUAAUAAAUCCAUUUACAUAA